ACCCAACCAAAGCCAGCCUAGUCAUUUUUCUUUCUAUUCUAUCUUUCUUCAAAUCUCCAUUGACCUCCAUUUUUAACGCCUUUCCAAUUAGGUUAAAUUUCCGGCUCACAAUUUUCGCUUUCACCUCCAUUACAGAUUUACUGUUGAAUCUUCAUCUUAAUUCUUCGAUGAAUCUAUCAAUCUUGAUUUAAGGUUUUUUUUUUUUUUUUUCUGAUUUAAUUUUUCAUUUUUUUACCGCGCAGAUGCUGCUUCGUCAAUUUUGCCAUUUUUUCUUUCUAUUAUUUUUGUAAUUACAUAUAAACAAUAUUUAUUAGAGAGAGAAACGCAAUACCCAAAUCUCAUCACCGAAAACCCUUAGCCCCCCUUUUAUUCUUUCUCUCUCUUCUUUUCAAUUACAAUCGAUUCUGAUUUUAAUUGAUUCGAUUUUCAACCCCUCUAACGAAUUCUAUUUGCAUCGGAAUUUAUUGGGUUGUUGAUAAAAUUUUGAUUGAUCGAAUUAACUAUUUAGAUUUAAUAAAGUGGGUAGGCUGGUUUUGAUUUUCUGGAUGAAGAAUUUUCUGGGUUGUAGAUAAUUAAAAUUUUGAAUUAAUUAGAUAAAAGGGAUGCCAGGUUUACAAAGAAAUGAUCAAUUAUGCAAUGGGAGUUCAUCUUAUUAUUCAUUAUCAAUUAAUAAUAAUGGAUCAGUUUCUUCAUCCAAUAAUGGAUUUUGGUCUAAACAUAGCGAUGAUAUUAAUUCCAAUCGGCUUCAGAAGUUCUGGAGUGAUCUACCUCAGCAAGCUCGUCAGAAGCUCGUGAGGAUUGAAAAACAAGCUCUAUUCGAACAAGCUCGGAAGAACAUGUACUGUUCCAGAUGCAAUGGCUUGUUGCUCGAAGGGUUUAUGCAAAUUGUUAUGUAUGGAAAGUCGUUGCAGCAUGAAGGAGCGGUUGGUCGUCUUCCUUGCGGUAGAGUUGGAGGAGCGAGUAAAGAUCAAAUGAAUGGUGGGAUGUGUACGCCACCAGUUUGCCAGGACGAAACUCAAGAUCCCUCUGUCCACCCUUGGGGAGGUUUAACCACUACAAGAGAUGGGGCACUUACUCUUUUGGAUUGUUAUUUAUGUUCGAAAUCCCUUAAAGGACUUCAAAAUGUCUUUGAUAGUGCUCGUGCAAGGGAGCGAGAACGGGAAAUGCUUUAUCCAGAUGCUUGUGGAGGCGGUGGUCGGGGUUGGAUAAGUCAAGGAAUAGCAAGUUAUGGAAGAGGACAUGGGACUAGGGAAACAUGUGCUCUGCAUACGGCUAGACUCUCUUGCGACACAUUGGUAGAUUUUUGGACGGCACUUGGAGAGGAAACACGUCAUUCUCUUUUAAAGAUGAAAGAAGAAGAUUUCAUUGAAAGACUUAUGUAUCGGUUUGAUAGCAAGAGGUUUUGUCGAGAUUGCAGAAGGAACGUCAUUCGUGAGUUCAAGGAACUCAAGGAAUUGAAACGCAUGCGGAGAGAACCUCGGUGCACAGAUUGGUUUUGUGUUGCGGAUACUGCUUUCCAGUAUGAGGUAUCAAAUGAUACUAUCCAUGCUGAUUGGCACCAAACAUUCAUUGAUUCCUAUGGGUCAUAUCAUCACUUUGAAUGGGCAGUGGGCUCAGGAGAAGGAAAAUCUGACAUUUUGGAUUUCAAAAAUGUUGGGAUGAGUCCUAGAGUUGAAGCAAGUGGCCUAGAUCUUGAUGGUUUGACUGCCUGCUAUAUCACCUUACGAGCCUGGAAAUUGGACGGUCGGUGCUCUGAGUUUUCUGUGAAAGCUCAUGCAUUGAAGAAAAGGCAAUGUGUUCAUUGUCGGCUGGUUGUUGGAGAUGGUUAUGUAACAAUUAUGCCUGGGGAAGAUAUACAAGAAUUUUUUGAGCACGCUGAAGAAGCUGAAGAAGAGGAAGAUGAUGAAUCCAUGGACAAGGAUGGAAGUGAUUUGGAGGGUGAAUGCUCUCGACCACAGAAGCACGCAAAGAGUCCUGAACUUGCACGAGAAUUUCUCCUAGAUGCUGCUACUGUCAUUUUUAAGGAACAGGUUGAAAAGGCUUUUAGAGAAGGUACUGCUCGCCAAAAUGCUCACAGCAUUUUUGUUUGUCUUGCAUUGAAACUUCUUGAAGAACGUAUUCAUGUUGCUUGCAAAGAAAUUACAACAUUGGAAAAACAGAUGAAACUUCUUGAAGAAGAAGAGAAGGAAAAGCGUGAAGAAGAAGAACGUAGGGAGAAGAAAAGAAACAAGGAAAGAGAAAGGAAGCUGCGAAGAAAGGAGAGAUUGAGAGGAAAGGACAAGGAUAAGCAAUCAACUCGAUCUAGUCAAAAUCCCAUUCCAUCCGAAGUUUCUGAUGAAACUGUGUCAGCAUGCAUUGACGAUCAAACCAUUAAUGGCGUUAGAGAUGCGGUAAGCGACAAUGGAGAUACUAACGUAUCUGAGUCCACCUCUCCAGGAUUUUUUGACGAAUCAUCGUCGAAUGACUAUACAGCUUCUGAUUAUCUAAACAAUACUCUCAAUGGUGCUGAUGAGGAGCUUGAUAAUGUCAAAGAGGGAAAUGGAACAUACAGUUCCGAUAACAUGAAUGGUUCACAAUGUAGGUAUAAAGCUCGAAGGGAUUUUCCGCUAGAGUCAUCUGUUGAUUGGUCUGACAGGCGUAGGAGUUCAGAUAAUGGGGCUGUGGCAUACAAGUCUGAAUCAAGAUAUUAUGACGACCCCACUGAAAACUUUAACAAGGUAGUUAAUUUUUAUAGUAGGCAACCCAGAGCUUCUGCGGUGAAAUUCGCUGCGAAAAAUAGUGGCACACGGUUUAGUCACAAGGCUCAAUGUUCCAGCGUCAGGAUGACCGGCGACAGGAGCGAUCUGCACUCUUGUGGCUGUAAUCAACAAACUGACUAUAUGGCAAAGACGGAAUCACAUGUGUCUGGAACAAGGCCGAAUCGGGAGACCAGAUGUGUUACAAAGACAGAAUCAGCUUCUGACGUGCACAAGCCAGUUCAUCGAAUCAACAAGUUUAAUCAGACGGAUUUUACGCGUGAUAAUUUUGGAAAAAUUAGGAUUAAGAUCUCAAAUUAUAGUAGUACUUCAGGAAGAGAUUCACCACAUACGAAGAAAGUCUGGGAACCUGUAGAACCACAGAAGAGGUAUCCUCGUAGUAAUUCAGACUCGGACGUUACCUUAAGAAUGAGAUCAUGUUGUUUCAAGACAGAGAAUGAUGAGUCUGACAAGUGCACACCGGAAGUUUGUCCCAGUGGAAGUGCUGAAAAUUUUGCUAUGAAUUCCCAGGUGGAUGAUAGUCAAGGGAACUGUCUGGUGGGGAGAAAUAGCCAGAGUGGAUUUGAGACGGAAGCCACAUAUCAUCCCAAGGAAACUGCUGAAGCGGAAAAUGAUUCAUGUUUAGCGGCAAAUUCGAACCAUAAUGACGUUACUGAUUUUCCUGUCAGCAGCAGUUCAAGUUCUGAUAACUGCUCGUCAUGCCAAAGCGAGGGAGACACUAAUACACCAUCCUCGAACCAUCAAAAUCUUGAAUUGUCAUCUAUAACCGAUUCAGAAGAUAGUUGUGAACAGUCAGAAGGAAGAGAUAGCACAGAAGGUAAAGGAAUUCCAGCUUGUGUUAAUGGCUCAUCGGAUGGUCUUGAUGUCGUGAAGGAGAAAAGCGAAAGGGCUAUUGGUCAGGAAGAUACCCCAUCGACACAAUCAAGUUUUCUGUCUCAGUUUGCUAGGAAUCAUUUUCCUUGGCACUCCCCUGCAAAAGCUUCUACGCAUACUCUCGACAAUGGCGGUGUUGCAUCUAUACCGCAAGGUUUGGUUCCAUCCGUGCACAACUCGGGCAUUUCGUUUCCUGUUUUCCAAGGCCCAUCUACUGUAGGUUACUAUCAUCAAAACUCCGUUCCAUGGUCAACAGCUUCGGCUAAUGGGUUGAUUGCAUAUCCCCAUGCAAACCCUUACCUUUUAACUAGCUCAAUGGGCUAUGGUCUUAAUGGGGAUUCAAACUUCUGCAUGCAUUAUGGGCAAAUGCAGCAUUUGGCAUCUCCCUUCAUCAACAGUCAUCCGAUUCCCGUCUACCAGCCAGUUCAUACAGCUAGUAUGCUGAAACCACAAGAGCAGACCACUGCCCGUGAAGUCAACGGGGUAAGAGAUCUCGAGUGUGAAUCUAGAAGAGAGAAUGUCGUCACUCGACAUCAUUCAUCAGGAGGCUCUGAUCAACCGAACAUAACCAAAUCGGAUACAAAAGGCGCAGGCUUCUCAUUGUUCCAAUUCGGCGGGCCUGUGGCUCUUCCAACCCGUAAAUCUAGCGAGCAGUCUUUAGAUGAGAAGAAAACCGGUGAGCUUUCUUCGUGCCAUGUUGAAGGCGAGCAGAAAUCUUGGAGUAAGAAAGGAACUACAAUCGAAGAAUACAAUUUGUUUGCCACAAGGACGGGGAUAGAGUUUUCGAUUCAUUAGUAUAGCUGAGAAAGGUAUAGAGAUUGCAGUUUGGAAGUCAGUCUCUGCCUACUUAUUUGAUAGUUGAAGUUUGUGUUCAUUGUACUUUGGUACAUUAAUAAUGCUUUGAAAAAGAUCCACAUAAAAGUUUUUCUUUUUUCUUUCGAUUGAUGUGUAUUUUAUUAUCAGUUUUGGUAUUGUUGAGAAAGAUACAAUUUGAGAGUGCCUUAAUUUGAAUGAUAUCCUCUUGUUUUUCAUUGUUUGAUGGUU
Amaranthus tricolor (Joseph's coat) is the source of this 4673-nucleotide messenger RNA. RefSeq lists its product as uncharacterized. The transcript is spliced from 8 exons. The coding region runs from base 603 to 4424 and encodes 1273 amino acids. NCBI's taxonomy places the organism in Eukaryota, Viridiplantae, Streptophyta, Magnoliopsida, Caryophyllales, Amaranthaceae. The record is from RefSeq and is a predicted model, not a curated record.